Molecule: messenger RNA, 3065 nt
Organism: Pogoniulus pusillus (Red-fronted tinkerbird)
Lineage: Eukaryota; Metazoa; Chordata; Aves; Piciformes; Lybiidae
Gene: NDRG3
Product: NDRG family member 3
Exons: 17
Coding region: 603-1766 (387 amino acids)
Biological process (GO): signal transduction
Cellular component (GO): cytoplasm
Source: RefSeq, a predicted model, not a curated record
ACAGGAGAAGUUUGGGCGCCGGAGCUGCUCCAGGCUCUGCUGCAGGCAGGAUCCCCGACUUUGCAAUUCAGCCGCUUGCGGCCCCCAGCUCCCCGUGCUGCCUUGCUGCCCUGACACUGCUGACACUACACACCGGUCUCCGGCGGCCUGGCAGCCUCGAGCCGACCGGGAAACCUUGCUCCUGCGCGGAGCCUUCAAGCGAUCGCCGUGAGGGCGCGGCGGGCCGAGCCGGAGAGACCGUGGGAAGAACCGGGCUGGCACCAGUCGCGCAUCGCGGGUGCGAGGACGCCGCCAUUCCGAGGAAACCCGGCCCCGCCAGCUGACGGGCGGCCGCUUACGAAGCUCGGCGCCUCCUCCCGUCCGGCUGGGAUGCUGUAGGCGGGCAGGGCCCGACCGGUCAAGAGCCAGAGGCGGCCAGACCGGGGACAGUGCGGAAGGAACUAGCCCGAAGGGGGCGCCGCCGCCGCCAUCUUGUUUGUAGUCUCGGCCGCCGGCCACCGGCGCAGGCGCGCCGCGCCCCGCAUGCCACGGCGCCGGAGCUGCUGAGGUACCUGCCGCCCAGAAUCACUGUCUGAGGAUUAGUUGCCUCCACUCACAGCACCAUGGACGAGCUGCAGGAUGUUCAGCUGACAGAGAUCAAACCACUCCUCAACGAUAAGAAUGCAACUCGCAACUUCCAGGACUUCGACUGUCAGGAACAUGACAUUGAGACAGCUUUCGGAGUGGUCCAUGUCACCAUGCGGGGCACACCCAAGGGGAACAGACCUGUCAUCCUCACAUACCAUGACAUUGGCCUCAACCACAAAUCCUGUUUCAAUGCGUUCUUUAACUUUGAGGAUAUGCAGGAGAUCACUCAGCACUUUGCUGUGUGCCACGUGGAUGCACCCGGCCAGCAGGAAGGAGCUCCCCCAUUUCCCUCCGGGUACCAGUAUCCCAGUAUGGAUGAACUGGCUGAAAUGCUGCCUGCUGUUCUGACACACCUGAACCUGAAGAGCUUCAUUGGGAUUGGACUGGGAGCUGGUGCUUACGUCCUCAGCAGGUGUGCACUCAGCCAUCCUGACCUGGUGGAAGGACUCGUCCUCAUUAACGUUGACCCAUGUGCCAAGGGCUGGAUUGACUGGGCAGCAUCCAAGUUUUCAGGCUGGACAACCAACAUAGUGGACAUUGUCCUGGCACAUCACUUUGGCCAUGAGGAGCUGCAAGCAAACCUAGACCUGAUCCAAACAUACAGGCUGCACAUCGCACAGGACAUCAACCAGGACAACCUGCAGCUCUUCCUCACCUCAUACAACAGCCGUAGAGACCUGGAAAUUGAGAGACCAGUGCUUGGCAUCAAUGAAAACACUGCAAAAACACUCAAGUGCCCUGUCUUGCUAGUGGUUGGAGACAACUCCCCUGCCGUGGAAGCAGUGGUUGAAUGCAAUUCACGUCUUGACCCAACCAAAACCACCCUGCUGAAGAUGGCUGACUGCGGGGGCCUGCCGCAGGUGGUUCAGCCUGGCAAGCUGACCGAAGCCUUCAAGUACUUUGUGCAAGGAAUGGGCUACAUCCCUUACGUGCAGCUCAGACACUUGAGCACUGAGCCAGUGCCCGCAGCCACGAUGACCAGGCUGAUGCGCUCCCGCACCCACUCCUCCUCCAGCGUGGGCUCCGGCGAGAGCAUCCGCAGCCGGUCCCACACCAGCAACCAUGGUGAGGGAAGUGCUGGGACCCCAGAAGGAAUCGACCUCCAGGAUGCAUCUCAAACCAUGGAAGUAUCCUGUUAGGCCAGGAGCUCCUCUUCUGGAUUCACCCUUACCAAACCCACUCAGAAUCUAGCAUUUCAUCCAACAUGGCAUUAACUGUUCUCUAACUUGUGCAUGCCCAUCUGAGCAGCCACCUCCUUGGUAGUCUGUACUUGGCACUACUUUGGUCCUUCCUGUAUGCCCUCGGCAAAAGAGCCUCUUCAAAACCCAUUAACAUUCCGUGGUCUUAGUAAGUCAUGUUCCUAUACCCCUGUCUGUGCUGUAUAUCGCCCCAGAUGACAGCCAUUGUCUCUCCUCUUCAUUUAAUAUUAUUUCUGUGGCUUUGUGAGGUUUAGAAUUGCUUUCUAGAUGUGCUUCUGCUAAAGGACCCUUGUGGUGCAGUUGGUGUGGCAUCUGGUGUGACCAUGGUGAUGUGAAACUCUGGGUGCUGGAGCGGGCACCGCUCCUUGGCAGAGCUGUGCCUGGAGCAUAGAACACACCAGAAGGUCUCUGUGUUCCCAGGAUGCUUGGCAUGCCAGGCAGCCAUGGGGACAGCAGCUGGUCAGAAAUACUGUCUUGGUCUCAUCUCUGUCUGUGUGUUAGGAAGGAGCAGCGAGCUUUCUUACCCGAGCCUCCACAGGGCGAAGCAUUUAACAAGGACACUUAGGCUGAGGUGUACUGGUAACCAAGUACUGCAGCAGCCCUGGCUCCCACACCACCUCUGCCGACUCUCUGCCUUGCUGCAGAAGGGCCAGAUGCAGUUACCAUCUAGGUGCUGUUCACCAUGGCACAGAUGAAUCUUUAUUGUCAAGCAGGUUGUGAAAUGGACAGCAGUGCCUCUUGCCAGCUGGAGAUCCAGAAACCUCCUGUGCUGCCAGCUCUGCUUCCCACUGCUGCCAGCCCCAGGCAGGGUGUGUCUGCACAGGGUGCUUCUGGAGGCCCAGUAAGUACCAGCGAGUAUAAAGGGUGGCAGCAGACACGUGAGCCAGGACAGAAGUGUGAGCAGCUGUGCAGGCACCGUUUACUGUCAGUGGAAUUCACAGCUCUGCUGGCUUGUUGUGUCUGGCAGAGUCACAGAGGGCAGGGGGCAAGAGCCUCCUGCGUGCCAGGGUCUAGCUGUUGUUAAUGGGAGGAAAGGGAGAGUGGGCAGGCCACUGCAGGGCUCCAUGGAUGAGCAAAACAUCCUCUUUUAACUGCUGAGCAGUCCUGACUCAUUGGGAGCCAGCUCCUCUGAGGGUCAUGCUCAUGUUCUGCUCCAUUUCAGAUAGGGAAUGAGACUGGGAGGCUCUGCCUGAGGGGGACUUUGUACCAGAUAUUAAAUAAAGCUGUAACUGAGUUUCA